GCGAAGCAACUGCGGUGGACGAAAAAAACAAAACAAAAGGCCUGAAAAAACAUUCAAAGUACAAAUCGGUGCAAGUUCAUUUCGCAGUCAGUUUUGCUGUAAUUCUCAAAAGGUGCGGAGUGUUUACGUAAUAGUGACAACGGCUACUGGACAAACCUAUAAAUCCGUCGGAUGUUUCGCAAGAUGAGUGCGAAAAAGGGACUCGAAUUUCUGCGCGCCGUUUCCAGCUACAUGACCAAAACAAAUGGCUACGAUCGGUGCCUAUCUCAGUUAAAGAUGAUCAGCGGCGGCGACGGAAAGUGCACGGCCGAAUUCAAGGUGAGCGAGGAGCAAUUGAACCGGGCCGGCGGCCUUCACGGUGGCUUUACGGCCACCAUCGUGGACGUGGUCACGACCUAUGCCCUGAUGACCAAGGAGAACUGUCUGCCGGGCGUUUCGGUGGACAUUCACGUAACGUAUCUGAAGGGGGCUCGAGAAGGCGAUGAAGUGGUCAUCGAUGCCAACACAAUCCGGGCCGGGCGCAAUUUGGCCUUCCUGGAGUGCGAGCUGCGCCACAAGAAGGAUAACUCCAUUAUCGCGCGGGGACAGCACACCAAGUACAUUGGAACGGGAGGCGGUGGACCGAAGAAAAGUGAAGAGUAAACGGGGAAAACCGGGACAGAUUCCCACGCCCAACCUGCCCUGAUGGCCUUUCGGACAAAUUAAAGGAAGCGAAACUACCGGCACAGAUAAUUCGAAAAGAGAGUAAAAUUGGUAAUUGUUUUAUUUGAUUUUCUAGUCAGUUUGCUUGCAGUUGAAUCGUUAUUUUUUGCGCCACACGGGAUCUACGGGAGUUCUGUUCGAUUGUUUUUCUUUUGGGGAAAUGGCCGGGGUUUUACUUUGUUUUUUUUUUGUUGGUUCUUAUAUGAUAAAACGUGUUGAACUUACUACUAGAA
This is a messenger RNA of Uranotaenia lowii, 935 nucleotides long. RefSeq names its product acyl-coenzyme A thioesterase 13. Lineage: Eukaryota; Metazoa; Arthropoda; Insecta; Diptera; Culicidae. The record is from RefSeq and is a predicted model, not a curated record. Gene Ontology annotation, molecular function: fatty acyl-CoA hydrolase activity. The transcript has 2 exons. The coding region runs from base 172 to 642 and encodes 156 amino acids.